AUGAGUUAUGCUAUUACUGAAUUAAUUAAUGCAAGGGACAGAUUGAAAUUUAAUUUAACUUUUAUAAACAUAGCAUUAGAUGAACCAUCAUGCUCUGGUGAUUUGCCCUCUUCCACAUUUCACGACGAUAGUAGUAUUAGUGGUGGAACUCGACGUUUACGCAGUAUAGCUAGUACUAGUAGGAGAAGUUUAUUUUUUGGCAAGGAUAAAGCUGAAAUGCUUCCACGUUUAGCUUUACUAAAAGAUGAAAUGCAAAAAUCAGUACCAAUGUUUGAGCUUGAACCUCAUUGGACAAAUAUUGUUCAUGAUAGCGAUGAAUUAAGCAAACAUGCUUAUGAACAGCAAGAAGCUAUUUGGGAAUUUGUCACAACAGAACAUCGAUAUUUGCAGCUUCUAAAACAAAUGAACGAACUUUGUCAAUGCUUUUUAAAAAUGCAAGAAAUUGGAUAUAUGCGUGAUAUUGAUCCACAUCGGGUCUUUCUUAAUUAUCCUGAACUCUAUCUUCAUAAUUCGAAAUUUUGGAAAAAAGCAGUACUACCAAUGCUGCAAACUUCAAGAAAUAAUAGCACUCCACUCGACCCAUCAAUCCUGAAAUCCGGUUUUGAACGAAUUGAUGAAUGGUGGCCUUGUUAUACAACUUUCAUAUAUGGACAUGCUGAUUGUCAUAGCUAUGUGCAGAAAUGUCAGAAAGAAAAUGAACUAUUUCGCGAAUUUGUCGCGUGGGCAGAAUCACAAGAUACGAUGAGACGGCAACGUUUAUUAGAUGCUUUGACAAAUCCGAUGCAACGUCUUACAAGAUAUAGUUUACUUCUUAAAGCUGUUCUCAAACAUACUGUUGAUGAUACUGAACGGGACACUAUUCAGGAUAUGAUAGUACGAAUUGAAAAGGCAACACGAAACGUUGAAGAAACAUUAAAUAAUAACGAUUUACAAAAUAAGCUUAAUGAAUUAUCAAGAGCGAUUGAAAGUUAUGAAGCUGUUGAUUGUGAAGAAUUUGAAAAGAUUUUUCCAAUUAAAUGCUAUAUACGUUUGGCUGAUCCAAUGCCAUAUUUUGUGGGACAACCACAAUUUCGUCGGGUUUAUUUGCGUGCUGAUUUAAAGAUGAAAGAUGGCAAACAAGGAGCAAAGGUAGAUGCACAUUGUAUACUAUUCACCGAUCUCUUCCUCAUAUGUAAAGCUUCAAAUAAACGUUAUGAUCGGCUAAGAAUACUUAAGCCACCAAUACAUAUUGCUAAGAUGUGCCUUCAACGAUUUCCCGAUUAUUCUGGCUUCGUAAUAGCACCGAUUAACGAUUUCGGUUUGCCAUCAGCACUAUACUAUUUAUCGACUCCAUCAAUUGAAGAAACCCGAAAAUGGCUCGAAAUGACUAAUAUGGCGCUAAGAGAUUUCUAUCGUUUGAAGCCUUUAAGUCCGCAGCAAUGUUUGUUAGGUAUUUCGAUGGGAUUAUGUAAUGGAUUUGGUUUGAAUGAUGAUACAGAUCAUAAUCGUUCCAGUAGUAGCAAUAGUAGUAAUCAUCAGGAUAUAAUCAAUCAAGAGAUUAUACAUCGGAAAAGUUCCAGUAUGGAUUCUCAAAUUAUCGCUGAACAUAAUCGUAUUGCUAGUAAUGUACAAAAUGUGAAUACAGUAUCAUCGGCAGAUCAAAUUGAUCGAUUAUUAAAAGAAAGACAAAAUAUUGCUAGUGGAAUUUGUAGUGGUGUUAAAAGCAAUUCAAUACCAUCACAUCAUAAAUUAGCUGUCGUGGUCAAUGAUGAUCGUUCAUUACCCUCACUAGCUACUACAUCAUUGAAUGGUCAAUCAAAAUCAUCCACAGAUUUACAUUUUGCUUCAAAAUCCAUCGAGCAUUUAGAAUCACCCAAUGUACAUCGUCGAUCACGAUCAAAUUCUUCCGGACCGACGAAUCCUACUAUUGAUAGGAUCUGUUCAGGUAAUUUAUCUAAACUGGGGUUUUCCAAAAGAGAUAUAUAUGUUAGUGAUAUCCCAUCCACAUCGUUGGAACAUCGAGAGAGAUGCAAUCUUCGUGCAUCCCAAGGUACCUUAGAUAGUAUCCCGGAUUUUUCGGUGCAACAAAUUCCUGGACAAUGGGAUGAAACAGUGCGAUGUUCCUCACCUUCAACUAUUAUAGCUUAUGCAAAUGAUGAAAGUGCUGGAAUGUCAUCUUCUCAGAUGUUAAAUACACGUCGUUUUGAACGGCGUUAUCAUACAUCAGAUGGUAUUGAUAUUACUAAGCCAAAGGUACCAACAAAUUUGCCACCUGGAAUUUUGAAACGGUUCUCCUGGAACGUUUCAACAGCUGUUGGUGGUUCAUCCAGAAAAAUAUCAAAUCGGAUGAAUGAACAGAAUAUUCGGCGUCAAUCACAGUCAACGGUAGCUUCAUCGGAAUCAUUCAGCUCAUCAACAUCUGGUUUCAGUACCGCUUCAUCAUAUAUGGAAGGAUCCACUGUCACAGAGGAAAUGACUCCAAUUACCGAUUUUGAUAUGCAUAUUUCAACAGUAGCAAUAGGAGAACAAUUGGAGGAUGUAGCGGAAGAUACGAGUACUCUGGAAAUUCAACUUAGUAAUGAGAAUAUUAAUGAAAUUGAACAGAAAGGUACGAUAACUGUUCCACCUCCACUUCCUGAUGCACCACCUCCUUCACUAAAUGAUAGAGAGAAAGGAGCCGGAUUUGGUGCCGCUACCGUUAUUGCUUCUCAACCUUCCACAACUGCAGCUUCAGUUUCGAUAACAUCCAAUAAAGGAGCUGACGUAACAAAUUGCGUUAAACAGCAAGAGUUACUGAAAUUCAUUAUGGAUAAUCACCUGGAAACCUCGUAUGUUUCUUCAUCAAUAAUUGAAUUUAUCUUAUCAUAA
Cercopithifilaria johnstoni is the source of this 2847-nucleotide messenger RNA. The record is from the annotation of a GenBank genome assembly. Lineage: Eukaryota; Metazoa; Nematoda; Chromadorea; Rhabditida; Onchocercidae.